AGAUACUUAGUUUCACUUUCAAAUAAUUCUUAUCUACACUUUUAAUACUCUAUGCAGCUCCUUUUCGUUGUUGUUCCUCCAUCAUAGAAACAACUGAAUUCUCCAUGUCCUCCUAUAGUAUCGAUUUCUUGGAUUCCUGAUGCCGUCAAUAACAGAGCCCCUGAUGCCCUCCGUCGCCAAAGCCCAGCAUGUCGUUAUUGAGAUGGAUGAAGUCGCCGCAUCCCAGAAAAGCUCAGUCCUUACUGGAGGUGAGGGAAAUGGAGGCCCAGGAGAACAAGGUGCGAGUGGGAAUGUUAUGGAUACUACCGUCAACCCAAUUGCUGGCACUGCGUCAACCUCAACGCAAUUGCUGGCACUGCGUCAACCUCAACGCAAUUGCUGGCACUGCGUCAACCUCAACGCAAUUGCUGGCACUGUUUCAACAACCUCAAGCCAAUUACUGGUACAAAAACAAAUUCAAAAAUGAGCCGCUUCCUGUGUAGUAGAACUGAACCCAUCUACUGGUACUGUUUCAACAUCUUUUUUUUUGAAGAUGUGCUAGAAGAUGUUAGAAGAUGCGCUACUAGUUCUCCGUGCCAUCUCUAAGAAUGGAUCCGCGACAGGAGUAUCAGGCGCUCGUGGCUCCAGUGGCGGUAGAGGAAGCGGCGCAGAGGCGGAUACUAAUAGGUCUCCUGGUAUAAUCGAGCAGCUGCGUGGUAUGAGUAGAUGGGAUUGUUUGCAGAUAUGUGCGAAGCAUGGCUUGAGCCUCGGUGGCUUCUUGCUACUACCCUGGAUCAUAGUUUAAGACUAGUAAAGCACUAUCAUCUGCUGGUGUAACCUACACCACCUAGUGUAGCACUAUUUACUAAAGCAGGUCGUGUAAGUGCAACCUAGUGUUUAUCCUGCGUGACUUCUGCCUCUUAGAUGUCAGGCGAGGGGAAGAACAACUUACUCUUACAGGGAAGAGAGGAGGCAAGGCAGGACCUUAAAACGAUCGUAGAAGCAGCAACGCGCCACAACUAUCGCAGAGUGUGAUUAACGGAAGAUAGUGAUAGUGCUCUAGCGUUAAAUAGUGCUCUGGGCUGGCUUCGAGUUGAUUCCCUGUAUCAUCGCCAUGAGCAUGAUUUCAGUUGGACUGUGCGCCGGAGAGUAUCAAAGGUUUGUACUGCGAACUCUGGAGGUAGCGGUGAACGCGUUGAAAAACCAGGUGAAGGAGCUAGGAGUCGAAAAUGAGAAGUUCGUCAAGAGUAACGAAGAAUUUGCGGAGAAUAACGAGCAACUCACGAAGAGCAAUGAGGUAGCAUCUUCGCGAAAAUGAACCUUGUCGUGUGAUAAGUUAAAGUUGAAGGGGCAGUUGUAUAUAAUGGUUGUCUUGGUCUCGUACACCAUGAUGAAACGAUCUUCUUAAGGAGGCUACCGAUACGGAGCCGCAAGAACAGCAGCUUUUAUAUCAAUUCUUGCAGUUGCAGCUAAUAUUUUUGUUUUUCAUGAAGAUUAAAAAUAGACGGAAUGCUAAUAGACCGAGGAUAUCACUCUCAUCUCUUUCUCCCUUGUUCGAACACAGGCCCUCACGAAGAACAACGCAGAGUUCGAAAAAUGCAACAAGCAGAUGCAAGCCCAGAACAAGGAGUUUGAGGCCCAGAACAAGGAAAUGCAGGCUCAAAAUAAGAAAUUUCAAGCGCAAAACACCGAAAUGGCUGCCCAGAACAAGAAGCUCUCAGCCAAUGUUAUGGAUGAUAAUCUUUUUCCAUCCUUACGACUAUCCUGGCACUCAUUGCAGAGGCGCGAAAAACUGCCAGGAUGGUCUCCAUCUAUUUUUAGAUGGAGAAAAAUAUGACAAAAUCCAUAUAUGUCAGCGAAUUAGAAGGCAUCAAGAAGGACUUGCACAGGGACGUAGGCCAGCUGUCGCAGGAAAACGGCAAAUUGCAGAGCAAGAUUGACAAUUUCAGUAGUGAAGUGGACCGCAUGGCGGAUACAGGGAAAGCACUGGAAAAACAAGUGGACUUUUUGAAGAAUGUGAACAAGACCAUAAGCAAUAUUAUGGCUGUACCUAAACCUAAUACAUCUUUGGCCGAUCCUUGAAACGUAUGGAGGAGUAUCCAAAGGGAAAAAGGCGCCCCCAUACUUUUCAAGGAUGCACUUGAAAGAUGAAUAAUUACGGACAGCUCUAACAAUAGCUUGGUCGAGUGCACAACUCCUCAAUUGGUGUCCGCAUUCCAGAGCAAGAUGGAGCAGAUCAUGAGUGACGAUGGUUUGUUCGGGAAGAUGGUAAACUUGUUUUACUUUAGUACAUCUACAUUCUCUGUCUCAUACUCAUGUAGUUUCUGCAUGUUUGUUAUGAAGCUGGUCACACUCAUUCCUCAUCUUCUUGUUGAGUCCUCCUUCUCUUCCUUCGAUCGUUCCAUCUUCGCUACGAAGCUCAUUUCCUAUUCUCACUCAUUCUCAUCAACCUGUUCGUCAAACUUAGAUGCUCCCGCUCGAGAAGACUCAGAAGAAGUACGAAGAAGUCCUCAAACAGCUUACGGAGAUGACGGAGAGACAGGAAAGAAUGAACGAAGAGGAACAGAGGAGACGGGACAGAGAAGAACAACAGGAUCUUUAAGGCUACCGCUGAAGCAUCCUGCUGCAUCAUGAUCCUCGGCUUCUUUUUUAAGAUGAAAGACGCGCCAAGGAUCCGCCCAAGGAUGCGACCACGUGGUGGCUCUAAGCCCUAGAGCAUGAGCGAAGGGAGCGGAAGUUGCAGAAGAACUUAGCGAAUCUUCUGAAACAACAGGUACUUCUUUGCAGUAGAAGUAGCACCGGUUGUAAUAUUAGUAAAAAAGGAAUUUACUUAACUAUUUAAUAACACCUAAGUACCACUACAACGACCUGUGGUCCUUCUAAAUUGUUGCAUCUGUCUCUCCAGAUUCUGGCAAAGAAACUAAACUAUCUACUUCCACAGGAAGGAUACCAGGGAUACGCUCGUCUACUCGAAUAUGCAGAGCAUUCUGCUGAUACCAACAAGAAUUAAGGCUUCUUCUAAUCUAUCUCGUGAAGUAUCUAUCCUCGGGAUGCUUUUCAAGGCGAAAAAGAGCUGCUCAGGAGAUGAUCAUCUUCAGGAUCGAUGGACUAGAGUGAGCUCUAAAAGAAGCCACGUGGAACAGGAUCCCAUGGUGGCGACGUCAGCGGUCUAACCUUGGAAUACUUUGUGGGAAAGCAAGACGAGAAGAAGCUGGUGAAGAUUAUGGGAAUGAGCUCAACAGAUGAUGAGUUUGAGUUUUAAAAAUGCAAGCACUUUGCCUCUUGCUUCUGCCUCUUCUAAGGAUGAAUUCAAAGACAUGGUCCUGGAGCACUUGAACAAAGAGCCAGAGUUUCGUAUCUCGGGUGCGUCGUCAAUAGUGCCAAGUCCUGAGCAGUUUGCAAAGAUGAAAAAAGGCAUGGAGGAUGACGAUCUAGCCUCUGAAGCAGGACCCUGCGGAGGAGCUGCGGGAAGCACAGUGGCUCCCUCGACUUCGGCUGGCAGCUCGGCGAGUAGUUCUCUUUCACUUAAUGUGCCAGCAAAGAAGAGUUAAUAUGAAGAUGAUUGUUUUUUGAAAUGGGGGAGGAACAGGUCGUCGUUCUUUGAAAAAGAUCAAGAAAUAAUAGUGCAAGUGCAGGUCCCUGUCCCACGUCGACUUGCUCAACGAACUCCUUUACAAGUAAACGAGUUGUCCUUUUCCCUCUUUUCGAACAAUUCUAAGGAGGCGAUAAACUCAACGAUGCCCUGUCUCCUGUUCUCGGUGGAGUUUCUGACUUAGCACUCAAGAAGAUGUGGAAACAGAAGAAGAUGACGACCAUGGAAGAGCUCGAGCUGUGGAGGCUCGUUUUUCCAGCUUGGAAGGAGUUUGUCCUCGUUUCGAAGGCAGAAAGGAGGAUUAUGAAGAUUUUUUGGAUGAUUUUUUGGACGUAGCUGAAGCGGAGGAGACUUGGAUUUGUCGGAAGUAGAAUCACAUCGACCAAACAGUGUUUAUGUUGCACAAACAGUGUAAGUAGUUUAUGUUGCAGUUGAUGUAUUUUUAGCUUGAAAACAAGAUGUAAUCUUUUAGUUUGAUCUAAUUCUAGAUCCGUGACGCAACCUCCAGCACUGCAAACCGAUGCAGAAGGAGCACAGAAUGACGCACUUGCACUAGAAGUCGAUGAGGAAGCGCAUCCGAUGGAUACUAUGAUGUCCAACGAAAGUGGUGGUUCUUCGAAAACAUCAGGGUCAGCUACGUCAUCCUCAUCGUCUGCACUGGAUCGAAGUGGUCAUACGAGUGGAACUUCGUCUAGUGUUAAGGGUAGGUUAAAGGUGCUUUUCUUACCGCUUUUUAUGCCUCUCCUAAGGGAGAAAGGCAUAACAAGCGGGGUAAGCGAGCACCAAAAACCUACCUCUAAUAGUGGGGUAUCAAAAAGUUCGGACGGCAGUUCUGGAUCCUAUACUGGGAGUAGCGGCAGCGGCACGGCGAGUUCGUCUUCCUACACAGGAGGAUCUUCCUCUUCUGGCACAUGGGGCUCAUCCUCUAGCUAAGUCUUCAAAGUUGGCCUCUCUAUGCGCGUCUCUAACUCUAUGGUUUCUCCAACAAGUAGGAAGGUCAUAGAGAUAGAUACGCGAGCUAGAGAGGUGAAACAAGAACUGUCAGCCCCUAAUCUAGUGGGCUAACACAGACGAUGAUGUCGAGGACAGCUAAAUCGAUAGUGAUAGGGGAUGAUGAAGAGACGACGAUGCGCCCACCUCAGACGUCGUUGACAGCAACUUCACGGCCGUCGUCGAGACCAAGUCUACCUAGUGAUAGAGUAGUUGGACAGAGUGUUAUCGACAAGUCCUCAGUCUCUGUUAUUAAGGCUCAACUUUCAGUGGUCACCAUUUAGAUUGGAGUCACCAUUUUUUUAGAUUGGAAGAGGAGACCUUCCCUUGAGAGAACCAACAGGACAAAUAAACGAAGGGAAAAGGGGAGAGCCAACUUUGCAGGUGGAUUCUUCCGUUCAGCAUCAGUGACCACUGACUGCUUACCUUUAAUGUUACUGACGUAGAUGCUGCACCUGACGUAGAUGCCGCAAGAAGUGGUGGAGAAGACAAAGAUCGCAAAGAUCCUUCUCAAGAUGAUCAUGAUGCUGUAGACAAAAAAGAGAAGUCUCGUUCAACUGAACGAAGCGGACAUGGGCACCAUAAAAAGCGCAAAAGAGAAAAACAUCAUCACGAUGGUGAUAGGAGUGAAGUCGACAAGUCAGAGAUUGAUUUGACUGCGACAGAGAAUAAUUAUGGUGGUCGUGGAGUAAUAAAUCCGGAUGAGACGCAGUCGCAUGUAAGCAGUCGUAAACAUCACAAAAAGCGUGACCACCAUAAGCACAAGUCUUCCCAUCAUUCGGCAGGGGAGGAAGAGAAAGACGGGAAGGAGCAAGGAGAACACAAAAAAGAUCAUAAAGUUAUGAGUGUUGGAAAUGCAUCCCCAAAGUCAUCUGGACAAAGAAGAUAAGGAGGAAAAGGUGCCCAGAAGAUGAUCUGUGAGAUGCAUAAUUCCUAACGCCUCUAAUAAAGACAAGGAUGGUAAUAAAGACAAGGAUAGUAAAGACAAAAAGCGCCAUCACAAGCAUCGUAGUUCGUCCGAAGGAGAAGAGAAGAAGAAACAUCACCGCUCUUCGGAAGAAGAGCAUGAGAAGAAGAAACAUCGCUCGUCUGAUAGAAGGAGUAAGCACAAAAAGAAGCACAAAUCUGCACCGUCAAAAGAUGAAGAUGGGGGAGCUGAAAGCAGUGUAUUAGGAGGAACGCAAGAAAAGCCGAAGGAAUAUUCUAGAGCCACAGUUGAACUGAAUACUACAGGGGGUGAAGGUGAACAGUGAGAUAUGUAAGUACUUAAUUGAGGAGUACACUUAAACAACUAACAAUCCAACAACAAGCUAGACUAGCGGGUAGAACUCGCCAGGGAAAUCUUAGGCAGCGCAGCUCGCCGAAUGGAUUCAAGUCAUCAAUUGCGGAAUACUCGUGGAAGAAGUAGUAGUAGACGUAGUAGCUGUACUUAUUUUCGAUUUUUGUAAGUUCUCAACUUUGGUGGAAGCAGGUAGAUGAAGAUGUACAAGAUGGAUCAUAAGUAUUGGAUACAGUUGUAUCAUGUAAAGGCUACUAUGACUAUGUCGAUAUUGUAACUGGAAUCACUUGAAAAAUGUUUUUCAACAACGUGGUCCCGGAUCGCGUCUCAAGAAGUGUUUUUCUGCAGCUCGUUGAGAGAAAUAUCAAGGCUUUGGUCUUCCUCUGUUCAUCAACAUUAGAGUUCGUUUUAACUACAGGACAGGGAAACAAGAAAUUGCUUGUUCUAUCUGCGAGAGCGAGAUGGAGAUCUACUCGUACUCAGUUUGUUAGAAUUCUUCUUUUUCUGGCAUGUUCUAAAACCGCAAAAGUGGAAGAACAAGAAUGAUGUCUAUUUAAACGAGGUCGCAUUACCAUUAUAGUCUUUAUAGACUACGAGUACAUGAUCAUCAUGUCGUCCACUCUCAUUUUCAGCAACAGAAUUAUUUUGAGAAUCAGAAUCUUUCAUGUCGUCGUGUCAAGAAACACGAACAUCG
Amoebophrya sp. A25 is the source of this 6534-nucleotide messenger RNA. Lineage: Eukaryota; Dinophyceae; Syndiniales; Amoebophryaceae. The record is from the annotation of a GenBank genome assembly.